AUGGUGGAGGCGAGGUGCCGUGGGGGACAUUGGGCGACACUCGCGCGGGCGUUGGGGAAAAGUUUGCCGAGGCCGGAUGCGGGUGCGGGUCGAGGACUUGUGAGGGCUUGUCGAGAGAACAUGUGGAGAUCUGGCAUCUGCGGCGCGAUGGCGGGCGGGAGGCGCGAUCGCGAGCCGAGGCCGCGAGAGGUCGGAAUCGGUGGCAGCGUUGCGUGAGAUUGGCGACGGAUAUUUUAUUGGAGUGUUUGGGUCCGAAAAGAUCAGCGCGAGGUGGCGAGCGCCGUGGGGCCCGCAGCAUCCAUGGCAGCUGCCGAGGGAGGGAAAAGGAGGCAGGCGCUCGCUCUUUCGAUGUCCCCUGCCCACAACUGAGUGCACUGCUCCCUCUCCAUCCUCAUCAGCCGGGUCGUAUGCCUCCCUGUCUCGCUGUUGUGCGACGUUGCUGGAGCUGAGCGUGGACGAGGGUGGGCAGUGAGAUUGGUGGGUUUGGGUGGCCCGGUCUGCUGUUGUCUGCCGAGAGGGAGAGCCGAAAAGCGACGGAGUGAGUGACGAACCUCAUCCAUUAUGGAAGCACAACCUCUUUGCGUCGAAGAAAAAGAUCCAAACCGACGAAGCAGCAAAUUGUUGACCUCUUGAGUGGAGUGGAUUGCCGAGUCUUGCCAGGCAGAUGUCGCUCUGAUGUGCAAACUAGAGUUUUUUACCUCCAGGUUUCCUAUGUGUUCCUGUUGUAACUCAGAUAUCAUCCUGUGACUUCAAUUGUCCAUUACAGCUUCGCCUCCUGGCUCUUUCGCAGAGAAUGCCGCAGGGGUCCGUCCAGGGAUAACGCGAUGGCGCAUCUAAUAGAUUUUCGGUGUCGGUGCUUUGGUGGGUCAGGUUAUCCAGAGGAGAAGAAGAGCAACAUGGCUUUAGCUCCGCAGAUGCAAGGAAAUGUGUCUCCAAUUGGUGGAGCGAGGGUGAAUCUGGGGAUAGCUACUCCGUCGCCGGCACGUUUCCCUUCUGCACAAUUUCCCACGAGGCCGAUGUCCCCCGGUCCGGCCAUCCUCUCGAGGCCGCAGUCCCCCGGCCCCUCAAUCAAAGCUAUAUUGUCCCCUCCCGGUCAAACCGUCGUGCACCAGCAAAGGAAAGAACUUGCUCUUGCACCUGGCGUAAAGGUCAUUCCGCAUCCCGAAAAGGUAGCGAAAGGAGGGGAGGACGCGUACUUUACCAGCAACUACAAGGGAGGAGUCCUGGGCGUUGCCGAUGGUGUCUCUGGAUGGGCUGCCGAAAAUGUCGAUCCUGCCUUGUUCUCAAAGGAAUUCAUGGCUCAUGCCGCCGCCGCCGUAGGUACUGAGGAUGUGAACGAUGACCCCAGGCUCUUGUUGGCCAAAGCCCACCGAGCCACUUGUUCCAUUGGUGCUGCUACUGCAAUUGUUGCAAUUUUGGAUGAAAGGGGCACUCUUCAUGUAGCAAAUCUCGGUGAUUGUGGACUACGACUUAUACGUAACGGGAAGGUAGUCUACGCCACUGCUCCGCAGCAGCAUUAUUUCGACUGCCCGUAUCAAUUCAGCUCGGAGAACGCGCAGACUGCAGACGACGCAGCCAUAUACGAUCUGGAUUUAUUAGAAGGAGACACAAUUGUCAUGGGUUCUGAUGGACUAUUUGACAACGUGUAUGAUUCCGACAUCGAGUCUACUGUGAAAGUAUUCAGUGGGUCAGACGAAGACUCGGCCAAUCGCCUUGCAAUGGCUCUAGCAACACUGGCAAGCAAGCAUGCAAGGGAUCGAAACUAUAAUUCUCCGUAUGCCGUCGAAGCCGUGUCACAGGGUCACGACGUGCCGUGGUAUUCAAAGAUUUUUGGGAAAAAGAUGACAGGCGGAAAGCUCGACGAUAUUACUGUAGUUGUAGGGCACGUUGUGAGCAUGCCUGUAGCAGAUAAGGCAGAGGUUAAAGCGGAGGAAGUACCAUCUGCUCAGGAUGAACAAGGGGAGAAAGUCGAGAAAGUUGCUGAGACGGAAACUUUCACCGGUUUCCAGCAGCCUGAGGCCAAAGGCGAGCAAGUAGGCGAUCUUCUCACAAACGGAAUCAAUGCAAAAACCGAGGAGCCUUUGCCUUGAGCGAGAAGAGUUAGCCUCGUCUCCUGAGUUGUACAUGCUCCUCACUUCCUGAAUCACCCUGUCGUCACCCUCUGCCUAGGGUAACCAUAUUGCCUUCAUGUAGUUGAUUCCAUCGAUUACGUAGCAAGUAGAUAGAUCACAUGGUAAGGCUGGGUACCAAAUAUCUGUGCAUACCCUGGCGAAGCUGUAUAUAGUAUCCAAGCACAAAAUAAGAUCUUAUCGUCCAUACCAUUCUGGGUCUUGGAGCAC
Molecule: messenger RNA, 2339 nt
Organism: Marchantia polymorpha subsp. ruderalis
Lineage: Eukaryota; Viridiplantae; Streptophyta; Marchantiopsida; Marchantiales; Marchantiaceae
Source: the annotation of a GenBank genome assembly